This is a messenger RNA of Cladocopium goreaui, 611 nucleotides long. The record is from the annotation of a GenBank genome assembly. NCBI's taxonomy places the organism in Eukaryota, Dinophyceae, Suessiales, Symbiodiniaceae.
GCUGCGAGAUGGGUUUGACCGUGGAAAGCGAAGAAGGAGAAGUUCCACACCUGCGGUGGUCCCAGGCGCCGCCCCUGCCUUGGCCAAGGCCGGGGUCGGCGGAUAUUGAUGUUAUUUGAUGUUAUUGUAUCAUUGCGGUAUCAUCAUGUAUAUCAUGUGUCAGUCGAGGAGACAAGAGAUGAAGGAGGCAAUGCAGGAUGUGGUGAGAGCCAAGUUAGAAAGUGUGAGAGUAGAGCUUGAAGGUGAAGAAGCGAGUCAUGCCAUGGAUACGAGCUCUGGCAAAAGAAACAAGGUGAUGAAGACAAUUGAAAAGAUAAAGAGAAAGAAGCAAUCUGCCAAACAAGCCAAGGUCGACAGGAAACUCUUGAGGGCUGCGAAAGAGCAAGGGGCCAUCAAGUCCAUCAAGGUUGUUCGAGAGAUCUUGGAAGGCAAGAAAAAAACUGCCUUCCGCCCAGAUGGUGCGGAGCGGAGGCGCGACAAGCGUGUCCGUGUCGCCCGGGAAAAACGAGAGCGUCUUGGCUUUUCAAAAGUGGAUGGUGCCGGAGAAGAAUACGAAGAUGAGGAACAGGAGGAGGACGAAUGAUCCCUCGCAAACGCGAUGCGAAAACAAA